This is a messenger RNA of Marmota monax (woodchuck), 11066 nucleotides long. It is a transcript of the gene Lrfn5, whose product is annotated as leucine rich repeat and fibronectin type III domain containing 5. The transcript is spliced from 6 exons. Gene Ontology annotation, molecular function: protein binding. NCBI's taxonomy places the organism in Eukaryota, Metazoa, Chordata, Mammalia, Rodentia, Sciuridae. The coding region runs from base 2372 to 4531 and encodes 719 amino acids. The record is from RefSeq and is a predicted model, not a curated record.
UGUAUUUGCUCUUCACAUUUGAGACAAUUUGGGCAAAGAGUUUCCUCUGUAAGAAGUUUUUGUUGUUUUGACUUUUGCUAGGAGUGCAACAAUUGCAUUGAUAUUUUUAAAAAGUCUAUUUUUUUUCUUUUUAAUGUCUCUAUUACUUGCUUUUAAAAAAAUAAUUUGUUAGUUUUGCUUUAAGAAGUCAAUAUUAAAAAAAUUCUGUCAGAGUAAGUCUUUUUAUUAAUUUUAAUUAGCUUAUAAUUACUGUGAGAUAUGUUAAAUUGUGUCUCCAUGAUCAUACACACUUGUCUUUCUCUUUUGAGUUGUCAAUUUUUGCUUAAAUGCUUUUUUAAAUUUAGACAAUUUUCACGUCUCCUAUGUGAUUGAUUCAUUAUUAUUCAGUCUUCCUCUCUAUUAAGGAUUUUUGUCUUCAAGUAUACCUUCACUGAUAUAAAUAUAACAUUACUAGUUUCUUUGGGGUGGGAAGGACUCUUUACAUCCAUAUAUUCAACUUUUGUCUUCCUACUAAAGCGUAACUAAGUCUAGCAACAUUAGCUUGCUUCUUCUAGGAAUUUGCAAGAGUUGUGGAAAUUCAAAAUUAUAUCUAAUUUUGCAUUUUAAAGCAUGCCAAGUGAUUUUUCUCCACAUUGAAUUUGAUUGCCAUAUGGGGCAGUGGUUUUCAACCUUGUCUUCAUCUUAGUAUCAUCUGGGGGCCUUUAGAAACCCAAAUGCCUGGGUCAUACCCUACAUCAAAUUGGAGUUUGUGGGUUUGAGACGGAGACAUUGGUAUGCUCAAAGGUCCCCAGGUGGUUCUCUUGUGCAGUGGAGAUUGAGAUCUAGUGCCAUAGGCACAUGGGAGAGAAUAAGAAAUAAACUAGAUAAGAAUAAAAACUGGGGAGGAAUACAGAUGCUGGAUUUUUUUCUUUGAUUGAGAGAUCAUCAUUAAUUCUUUAUGAAUCAAUUUCAUCUUUGCAUCUUUUUAAAAUUUAUUCAGUAAAUACUCAUUAAAAGAAUGUCUUGUGCGAAGCACCACCUAAGGGAGUUGAAUCAAUAAUCUCAAAUCUGCUUCUAUUUCUAAUUUUAGCUGGUUUUACUGUCUAAAAAUUAUAAAUAUGCAGAUAAUUGGCAAUGAAUAAUAGAUGUAUGAUAAUUAUCUAUAUAGGACUGAUGUAUGAAUGAGUGAAAAGAAAAUUUGCUGACUGCAACAGUUCAGAAAUUGAGUGGGCAGUAUUGAUCAGAGAAUCAAUUACAUCAGAGAAGGAAAGGCAAAUCUAUGUUAAUCAGCUUUUCCUUGCUUUGACCAAAAUACUUCAACACACACACGCACACACACACAUACACACACAAAUUAGAGUAAGAAAAGUUUAUUUUGACUCACAGUUUCAGAAAUUUCCACACAAGGUUAGCUGACUCUAUUGCUCUGGGCCAGAAGCGUGGCACAGCAUCAAGGCAGAAGAGUGUUGUGAAGGAAAGCUCAUAGCAGUGGGGAAGCAGAGAGAGAUCUUUCUUUGGAACAUUCCCAGUACGUACUAUUUACAUGUAGGCCCCUCCUCCCAGUAAACCAUUCAGUCAUCAAUGUAUUGACUUACUUAUGAUUAAAGUCCUCAUGAUACAAUCUCUUCCCCAAAGCCUCAUCUCUGAACAUAUAAGACUUUGGAGUACAUUUUAGAUCCAACCCAUAAUACAAUUAAAGUUGGUUUGUAGAAAUGUAAUUAGACAAGCCAGUAAAUGUAUGACAUUCUAAACUGAGGUCAGUUGGAGAAAAGACAAUAAAAAAAAGUAGAUGACAGAAUUACAGAACUUUUUAUUUUUAUUUUUUUUAAUUUUUGCCAUUGCGGAAAUGAGAACUUGGUCAGGGUUUCUCAGACAUUAAUGUACAGAGAAAUUAACUGUUUUGCUGUUUUGUUUGUUUGUUUGUUUUGUUAAAAUGAAGAUUCUGACCUACUGGGAAGAGGAUAUGAAUUUCCUUUUUUCAAAUAAGCUUCUAGAUGAUGAAUUGUGGCUGCUGCUGCUGUGGGGACCACUCAGAAGCUGGAGCUUAGUCUUGUGAAACAAGCAGAGCAAAGAUUUUGCUGAAUGUUGAUCAGCUCAAGUAUCUAUCUGAGUCCUUGCUCAUCAUCAAGAUAAGAAUACCACUUCCUGUGACAAACAUGAGUGAGCAAUACAGCAACAAGUAAAAAGAAGCAUUUUGAAUACCCGUAACCAUUCAGCCAGGUGUUGAGAAGAUCCGGAGUAGCCGGCUACCCUUCCCUCUGACACCACCUCAGAAUCAGCCUUGGAGAUGCUUUCACCCUGUCUGUCUUCUGCAGCAGCCAAGCAGAGUGCUGACUCCUUCACAGCAGUGAGGAACUCUUCAGGCUCCAGAAGUUCUUAAAUCUGAUCUACAAUGGAAAAAUUUCUUUUUUAUCUGUUUUUCAUUGGCAUAGCAGUGAGAGCUCAGAUCUGUCCAAAGCGUUGUGUCUGUCAGAUUUUGUCUCCUAAUCUUGCAACCCUUUGUGCCAAGAAAGGGCUUCUAUUUGUUCCACCAAACAUUGACAGAAGAACUGUGGAACUGCGUUUGGCAGACAAUUUUGUUACAAAUAUCAAAAGAAAAGAUUUUGCCAAUAUGACCAGCUUGGUGGACCUGACUCUAUCCAGGAAUACAAUCAGUUUUAUUACACCUCAUGCUUUUGCUGACCUACGGAAUUUGAGGGCUCUGCAUUUGAAUAGUAACAGAUUGACUAAAAUCACAAAUGAUAUGUUCAGUGGGCUUUCCAAUCUCCACCAUUUAAUAUUGAAUAACAAUCAACUGACUUUAAUUUCUUCUACAGCAUUUGAUGAUGUGUUUGCCCUUGAGGAGCUGGAUCUGUCCUACAAUAAUCUAGAAACUAUUCCUUGGGAUGCUGUUGAGAAGAUGGUUAGUUUGCACACCCUUAGCUUGGAUCAUAAUAUGAUUGAUAACAUUCCUAAGGGGACUUUCUCCCACUUGCACAAGAUGACUCGGCUAGAUGUAACAUCAAAUAAAUUGCAGAAGCUACCACCUGACCCUCUCUUUCAGCGAGCUCAGGUCCUAGCAACCUCAGGAAUCAUAAGUCCAUCCACAUUUGCACUGAGUUUUGGUGGAAACCCCUUGCAUUGUAAUUGUGAAUUGCUCUGGCUAAGGCGUUUGUCUAGAGAAGAUGAUCUGGAGACCUGUGCUUCUCCUGCACUUUUAACUGGCCGCUACUUUUGGUCAAUUCCUGAGGAAGAGUUUUUGUGUGAGCCUCCCCUCAUUACUCGUCAUACACAUGAGAUGAGGGUCUUAGAGGGACAAAGGGCAACGCUGAGGUGUAAAGCCCGGGGAGACCCUGAACCUGCAAUUCAUUGGAUUUCUCCUGAAGGGAAGCUUAUUUCAAAUGCAACAAGAUCGCUGGUGUAUGAUAACGGAACACUUGACAUUCUUAUAACAACUGUAAAAGACACAGGUGCUUUUACCUGUAUUGCUUCUAAUCCUGCUGGGGAAGCAACACAAACAGUGGAUCUUCAUAUAAUUAAGCUCCCUCACCUAUUAAACAGUACAAAUCAUAUCCAUGAGCCCGAUCCUGGUUCCUCAGAUAUCUCAACUUCUACUAAGUCAGGUUCUAAUGCAAGCAGUAGUAAUGGGGACACUAAAAUGAGUCAGGAUAAAAUCGUGGUGGCAGAAGCAACUUCAUCUACAGCACUACUUAAGUUUAAUUUUCAAAGAAAUAUUCCUGGAAUACGUAUGUUUCAAAUUCAGUACAAUGGUACUUAUGAUGACACCCUUGUUUACAGAAUGAUACCUCCUACGAGCAAAACUUUUCUGGUCAAUAAUCUGGCUGCUGGAACUAUGUAUGACUUGUGUGUCUUGGCCAUAUAUGACGAUGGCAUCACUUCCCUCACUGCCACAAGAGUCGUGGGUUGCAUCCAGUUCACUACGGAACAAGAUUAUGUCCGUUGCCAUUUCAUGCAGUCCCAGUUUUUGGGAGGCACCAUGAUUAUAAUUAUUGGUGGAAUAAUUGUAGCGUCUGUGCUGGUUUUCAUCAUCAUUCUAAUGAUCCGGUAUAAGGUUUGUAACAAUAAUGGGCAGCACAAGGUCACCAAGGUUAGCAAUGUUUAUUCUCAAACUAAUGGGGCUCAAAUACAAGGCUGUAGUGCAACACUGCCCCAGUCCAUGUCUAAGCAAGCUGUGGGACAUGAAGAGAAUGCCCAGUGUUGUAAAGUUGCCAAUGACAAUGUGAUUCAAUCUUCAGAAACUUGUAUGAGUCAGGACUCUUCUACCACUACCUCUGCUUUGCCUCCUACCUGGACUUCAAGCACGUCUGUGUCCCAAAAGCAGAAAAGAAAGACUGGCACAAAGCCCAGUACCGAACCACAGAAUGAAGCUGUCACAAAUGUUGAGUCCCAAAACACUAACAGGAACAACUCAACUGCAUUGCAGUUAGCUAGCCGACCUCCUGAUUCUGUCACAGAGGGGCCCACAUCUAAAAGAGCACAUACCAAGCCAAAUGCUUUGCUGACUAAUGUUGACCAGAAUGUCCACGAAACACAGAGGCUGGAGUUAAUCUGAAGAGCACCACUUCUCUCUCUCCUGAAAAAAGUUGCCACUGAUAUUUUUACCGGAUAAAAUUUUAAAAAAAUGUUUCAGUUCGCAAAAGCUAAUUGUUGAACUGUUGUCCUAGAAGAAAUUGUCCACAGGAGCUGAGGCAGAAUUAUCUGAUGCCAGUGGAAAAGGCUCCAUCAGACCAUGGUUCAUUCCCUUUUCAAACCAUUUUUUUUUUCUUCUUACAAGUAUUUUUUUUUAAGAAGGAAAGGAAAAAAAAAAAAACCUACAUUGGCAUCAAGUUCUGUAUCAAUCCAUCUUACAUUGCCAUUCAUGAUUUAACAGACUGUAGAAUCUUGAAUAAUCUAUAUCACUUUAACAAAUAAAUGUUUUACUAUGACAGAAUUUGCACAGUGCCUUAUUUAUGGAAGAACCUAUUGCUUCAAGUGUGAGUGAUGAAGUGAGUUUUUCAAUAAAAAUACUGUUUUAUUUCUAGUAGUACAAAAACCUUGUAGAAUCACCGAUUUUCUAUAAUAUUGGAACAUUUUCUUCCAUUACUGAGAAUGGGCACCCACAUCUAUGGGAGAGCAAUACAGCUAUUUAAAUAAUCUUACAGGAGUUUUAUGCCUCAUUUAAGGCAAGAAGUAAAGGAGUCACUCUUCUUACAGUGGGACUGCAGGAAAGAAUAAAUAGGCACAUUAUUAAUAAUCCAAUUUGAUUCAUUGCUUUUCUUGAUAGUUAGGACAAAAGAGCCUUUAAUAAUUGCAGGGCUUAUAUGUCAAUAUAAGUGUCCAUUUCUCUAAUUCUGCACAAUUUCAGGAUAAAGAACAUGCAUCUGAUUUAACACCAGCAUAUAAAAACUAGGAUAUCUUUGAUGACUAACAAAUGUGAAUUGAGUCAAGUUUAAGCAGUGUCUACACAGCUUUUAAGAGCUUGUCUUGGUUUAAAGUGGUACUGAGAUGUUUUAGUUUGGCAAUAUACCUACUAUAAUCUUCCAAAUCUAAUACAUAGCAUAAUAUGAAAACUUGUAGUACUUGGCAUAAGAUAGAAGUUUAAUUUAAAAAAAAAUAACCUUUUAUCCUCAAUUGAAGUCACAUUCUCUAAAACAAAGUCAUGUUUCUAUUCUUCACAAUUUGGGUAUUUCUAUUAUAAGCAAUAAAUAUUUUUUAAAUGUCUCAAAACAAAAAAAAAAUUUGCCUUCAAAAUUUCUAAAAUGAUCUUUUAACUGUUCCAACCCUUAUUGACUACUACCAGUAUCUCAGCCUCCAUAGACAAUUUACAGAAUUUCACCCAUUGGAGCUUCAGAACUUGGAAGCUGUGCUCAGGGGCUUGCCACAUUAGAGACACAGACAAACAAAAUGCAUGACUAAAACAGAAGUAACAGAUUUGAGUUGCAAUUUUGUGGAUAAUUAGUGAAAUUGACAAUUUACCUAAUUCUCUGUUUCUUGAUAAAUCUAAUUCUCUGAAACAAUCCUGUUUAUGUAUGUGGAAAUAUUUUACACAUAUACAUGUUUAUAUUGAUAAAAAGGAGACAAACAAGAAGCAUUACCUUUGUAGAUCUCUCUUUUUUGGGGGGUUGGAGUACUGGGGAUUGAACUCAGGGACACUCAACCACUGAGCCACAUCCCCAGCCCUAUUUCUUAUUUUAUUUAGAGACAGGGUCUCACUGAGUUGCUAAGCGCCUUGCUAAAUUGCUGAGGCUGGCUUUGAAUCUGCAAUGCUCCUGUCUCAGCCUGCUGAGCUGCUGGGAUUAUGAGCAUGCGCCAUCACUUCCAGCUGUAGAUCUCUUUUUAUACACAACUUUUCAAAUAUACAGUGUCAGAAACAAGAAUGGCUUUGCUUUGGUGGAUCUUGAUACAAAGUAACAUUUUGAGGUCUCUCUUCUGAAAACCUGCUAGCUUUUUUCAAGGGCAUUAUACUGUUUAUCCUUAUAUUUCAUCUAACCCUUGCUUUUCUUGAUGGUGAUACCUCCUCAGCAAGUAUAGUCUGACCUGUUAUGUACUUCUUCAUUUCUUUAGAAUAAUUGUGCUAUUGUUUUCCAUAGAAAAUAAUUUUUAGUGUGUUCAAAUUAAAAUUACACUUCAUCACUCAAAAGUCUUUGCACCAUGUCUUCUACAAUUAAAUAAAAAACUUCCAUUUAUGUAUGUGUUCAAUCAAGCAUUAAUCAAGCAUUUAUAAUGUAUGCAUUUUCUUUGUUUAAUGUUGUUAAGAAGAGGCACAGUCUGAUUCUCAAGCUGUGCAAUAAUAAAUUGCUUUCAUGCAAUGAUUACACUUGUUAUACUAAAGAGAUUUAAGUGAACACUGGUGUACGCAUAUAACACUAAUGAUUAUUCAUAAAUGGAAGUUCUACUUUUAUGAAGUGACAAAAUAAUAUUCUGAAGAUAAGUUGAGAAAUUAUUUCAGUAGAGCAUAUUAUAAUGUCCAGGAGUAAGAGUGAAUUUCAAUGAGUGUCAAAUAUAACAUAAAUAGACAUCAACUUGUCUUUAAUAUAUUUCACAUUCCUGAGACAUUUUGGAAAUAAUCCAGUUGCUAAAAUGUAUAUUGUAGGUAUGAAUACUUGUAGUUCAACUUAUGUGAAAUCUUACACUAUAGCAUAAAGCACAUCAAGCACAUACAUAAGGAAUUCAAUGUUUGAAUAUGAUGUACAUAUAGCUUGGAUAAGUAAGGUAGACUGAAAACUAUAAUUUACAUUUUGAAAAUACACAAUCAUUAUUUUUAAAGUCCAUAGUAAAUGUAGAGCUGAAUAUUACCAGUAAAAUAAUGUUAUUGGUUGAAAUGAAUAUGUUACACAUAAAAUAAAGCUUAAAUAAAAUUAUCAAUUUCAUUCAUAAUUUAGUAACUCCCAGAUUAGAUUUUUACAAAUCUUGCUUGUUAGUUGCAUCUUAUGCUUUUUCGUAUAUAGAGAAUGCUUUAUGUACUUUGUGGGGUUAUCCUCCAGACAUAUUCACAGACUCAGACUAUUUUUUUCUUCACUCUUUUGUACUUACUAUAAAAAGUUGUCCAUUGUUUAUUUACCUUUUUAUUUUCAAUAUUUUUUUACUCAUGUUUUACAGGUCUAACAAUUAAACAUAUGUGCAUGUGUCUAUCUGAAUAUAUCAAGAUAUAUGCAAUUAUUUAAAACUACAAAUGUUGCAGAAUAUAUUAUGUACAAAGUGAUAGUUUCUAACAAAUGACUUUAAUAUAUAAGUGUAAUAUAUAGCAAAACUGCCUACAAUGUUUUUCUUUUUUCUUUCUUUCUUUUUUUUGUAUUGGGGAUUGAACUCAGGGGCACUGGAAUACUGAGCCACAUUCCCACCCCUAUUUUUGUAUUUUAUUUAGGAACAGGGUCUCACUGAGUUCCUUAGGGCCUUGCUUUUUGAACUUGCAAUCCUCCUGGCUCAGCCUCCCAAGCAGCUGGGAUUACAGGCAUGUGCCAUUGCACCCAGCCCUACACUGUUUUUCUUAAAAGAAUUUUCAUUGUGAAUAAAUAUAAAAUGUGAUAGUUUAUCCAUUUCAAGUAUAAAAGUAAAUGACAAUUAUAUUCACCAAUGUUGUAUAAUCAUUGUUACUUUAAAAAGAUAAAAAUAAAUUUAAAAAAUUAUUUAAAAACUGUAUAUUACCCCAAACAUAAAAUAUACACAUUUAGGAACAAUAUUAACUUUUCUCUCUCUCAGCCCUGGAUAAACUCUGAACUGCUUUUUUCUCUAUGAAUUUUUCUAUUCUAGAAAUUUCUUACAAAUGAGAUCAUAUGUAAUAUUUGUCCUCUGUAAAUGGUUUAUUCCACUUAUAAAAGUUUAAAGAUUAUUGUAUGUUGAGUUUUACAUCAGGACUUAACUUCAUUUUACAAUUGAGUAAUAUUCCAUUGCAUAUAUACCUUUAUCUAUAUACAAAUACAUGUGGUGUGUGUACACACACAGACACAUAAAUCACAUUUAACCAUUCCUUUUUUGAGUUACUUAUGUUGUUUCUACUUCUUGACCAUCAUAAAUAAUGCUUCAAUGAUGUAAAGUUAUCUGUUUGAGUCUGUUUUUAAUUCUUUAGGUCUAUAUAUUUAGCGGUAUAAUUUCUAGUUUACAUGUUAAUUUCAGUAUUGAUUUUUUAAAGCUAUUUAAGGAACUGCCAGUUUGAUUUCCACCAGAAAUACACCAUUUUACAUUCCUUUAACUAAGGUAUGAGGGUUUUAGGGUUCUAGAUUGUCAUCCUUGUAAUGUUCAAAAAAAAAUUGUUUUCAUUCAACUUGUGUGAAGUACAGUAAUUUGCCAUUUACAAUAAGGAAAUAUUCUAAGAAAUGCUCUAUUACGUGGUCUUGUUGUUAUGCUAACAUCAUAACAUGUUUUUCAACAAAUUAGAACAGCUGCAACAUCACUAAGCAACACAAUCUUAAGCGUCUAAGGUCAUAUACGCGAUUUAUCACAGACUGGUGUUACGCCACAUGUCACUGCAUUUCACUGUGGUCGCAUCUGUAUUCCCCGGUGACUAAUAGUGCAAAGUGUUAUUUCAUCUUCUUAGAUAAUUCUAAAUAUGCUUUGAAGAUAAAUCUACUACAUAUUUUUUGAAGAUAUAUUUACUCAAGUAUCUUGCUUAUAGAAAGAAGUCUAUUGUUUUGCUUUUGUUGUUGAGUUGGAGGAAUCAUUGCUAGUACUUUGUCAGAUUCAUGACAUGUAAAUAUUUCUGCCAUUUUGUGGGCUAUAUUUUGACAUCUUUGAUUUUGUUCUUUGAUGAAUAAUUUAAAUAAGUUUGAAAUACAAUUAUGAAGUUUUCUAUUAUUUCCUUGUUCUUUUAGUGUUUUCUCAAAGAACCCACUGCAAAACCAGAAGACAAGAACCUUUAUCCAUAUUUUUCUCUAAGAGUUCAAUCAUUUUAGCUCUUAUAUUUCAGUGGUUGAUUUAUUUUGAGUAAAGUUUGCUUAUGGCAUUGAUAGAGGCCCAAAUCUAUUUGUUUAUUUACCUAUGUGUUUUUUUAAUGUGGAAAUUUAGCUGUUCCAGCAUUAUCUGUUGAAAAACUGAGACUUUCCUCAUUUAUUAGACCAGAAAGUUUUAUAAAACAUAUAAACAAGCAAACAACAACAAUAGCUGGGCAUAGGACUAUGGGUUUAUCUUUAAGAUUUCUAUUCUAAUCCAUUAGUUUACAUGUCUGUGUUUAUGUCAGUACCAGAGCAUUUUGAUUACUGCAGUUAUAUAAGUUUUAGGAUUGAAAAGUGUAUGUACACCAGUUUGUUCUUCUUUUUCACAAUUGUUUUGGCUACUCGGGGUCCCUGAAAAUGCCAUAUUAGUCUGAAAUUUGUUUUUUCCAUUUAUAUAAAAAAGGGGGGUGGAUUUGUGCUGGAGUACUGAAAGAGAUGACAUUAAAUUUGUAUCUUGCCUUGGGUAAGAAUGAUAAGGUGUCAAUACUCAUAUUUUCAAUCCAUGAACAUGGGAUGUCUUUCCACAUAUUUGUGUCCUCAUUCAUUUCUUUCAACAAUGUUUUAUUAAUAUUAAUAAAAACAACUUAUUCUGUAUAUUGACUUUUUUACUUGAAACUUUGUGGAAUUUAUUGUUUAGCUCUAGUAAUUUUCUUAUAGGGUUUUGAGAUUAUCUACAUAUAACAUCAUGCCAUCUGUGAAAAGAGAUAAUUUGUUUUUUCCAUUCCAAUUUAUAUGCCUUCUGUUUUCUUUUUCUUGACUAAUCUUACUGGCUUGAAAUUUUAGUAGAAUAUUAAAUAACAGUGGCAGAAAUAGUCAUCCUUGUGCUGUUUUUGAUAUUAGAGGAAACCUUUCAAUCUUUCAAAAUUAGUGUGGAUUUUCCAUAAAUGGACUUUAUCAUGAUAAGGAAAGUUGCUUUUGUUCCUAUAUUUCUAUAGUGUCAUUAUAUAAAGUUCAUUAUAUUUUAUCAAAUGUGUUUUUUUAGUGUCAAUUGAGAAGAUCUUGUGGACUUUCUUUAACCACAGUUCUAUUAACAUAAUGUAUUGCAUUAAUUUUCUUAUCUGUAGUAUCCUGUACAUAGCAUUUGUAGGAUUGCUACAUGUUCUUUGUGUAUAAUAUUUUCAAUAUGCUGAUAAACUUGUUAUGGUAGAUUUUGUUGAGGACUUUGUACACACACACACAAACAUACACACAAUUGAUAUUUGUGUAUAUUUCUAUUUCUUUGAGAUAUAAUUUUUUGCCUUUUCAUCAGGACACUAUUGAUCUGGAAUGAGGGAACAUGUGAGUUUUACUCCUGUGCGUUUUUUGUUGUUGGAAAUUUUUUAUUGUUGUUUGUUUGUUUUUUGAAGAGCUUAAGAAAAAUCAAUGAUAAUACUUCUUUAAGUGUUUAGUAGAAGUCUAUUGAUUUAGGGGCUUUAUUGUGGUAGACUUACUAAGAUUUUCUAGUUUCUCUUAAGUCAUUUUUGUAAUCUCUGUGUCUCUAAGAACUUUUCUGUUUUUUCUAGGCUCUCUAAUUUGCUAAAGGGCAAUUGCUCAUAAUAUUUUGUUAUGAUUAAUGUUCUUUCUUUAAGAUUAGUGCUAUCCAAUACUGAUUGGUGCAUUGAAAUCUCCAGUCAUUAUUGCAGAACAUUAUUGCAUUUCCACCUUCAGUUUUGUCCAUGUUUGCUUAAAAUAUUUUGGAGC